GUUUCAUAAGCGCCUGGGAAGCCUAUAUUGGAGCUGUUAGGAGACAAAAACCGCCUUUCUGGAAGAUAUACAAGUGCAAUGACUGCCGACGAACCCACGGUGGUUACCCAGAGACACACCAAGGCCAGAGCCAAUGGAGAGGGGCCUAGUGACGAUGAGAUGCGGGGCCAAUGGGGAAGGGCUUGGGAAGUGGACUGGUUUUCCCUGAGCGGCGUGCUCCUGCUCCUGUGCUUCGCCCCCUUCAUUGUUUUCUCCUUCAUCAUGGCCUGCGACCAGUACCAGUGCUCCCUCACCGAGCCCCUCCUGGACCUGUAUGCCGGCAGGGCCACCCUCCUGUCCAUCUGGAGCCGCGCCCCGUCCUUCACCUGGGCCGCUGCCAAGAUCUACGCCAUCUGGGUGUCCUUCCAGGUGGUGCUUUACAUGUGCAUUCCCGAUGUCACUCACAAGUUCCUGCCUGGCUACGUGGGAGGUGUUCAGGAUGGAGCUCGUACUCCUGCCGGGCUUAUUAACAAGUACCAGAUCAACGGCCUGCAGUCAUGGCUCAUCACUCACGCCCUGUGGUUUGCCAACGCCCAUCACUUCCACUGGUUCUCCCCCACCAUCAUCUUCGACAACUGGAUCCCCUUGCUUUGGUGCACCAACAUCCUGGGCUACGCCGUGUCCACGUUUGCAUUCAUCAAGGCCUACGUCUUCCCCACGAAUGCAGAAGACUGCAAAUUCACUGGGAAUUUCUUCUACAACUACAUGAUGGGAAUCGAGUUCAACCCCCGCAUCGGCAAGUGGUUCGACUUCAAGCUCUUCUUCAACGGGAGACCGGGCAUAGUGGCCUGGACGCUCAUUAAUCUAUCGUAUGCUGCCAAACAGCAGGAGCUCUACGGCGAAGUGACAAACUCCAUGGUUCUGGUCAAUGUGCUUCAGGGGAUCUACGUGCUGGAUUUCUUCUGGAAUGAGGCGUGGUAUCUGAAGACCAUAGAUAUCUGCCACGACCACUUUGGCUGGUAUCUGGGCUGGGGGGACUGUGUUUGGCUGCCCUUCCUCUAUACCCUGCAGGGCCUGUACCUGGUCUACCACCCGGUCCAGCUGUCCACCAUCAACGCUCUGGGGGUCCUCCUCCUGGGCCUGGUGGGAUACUACGUGUUCCGCAUGACCAACCACCAGAAGGACCUCUUCCGCCGGACCAACGGGGAGUGCGCCAUCUGGGGCCGCAAGCCGGCCUACAUCGAGUGCACCUACAGCUCGGCGGACGGCCAGACGCACCGCAGCAAGCUGAUGAUCUCGGGCUUCUGGGGCGUGUCGCGCCACCUCAACUACACGGGCGACCUGAUGGGCUCGCUGGCCUACUGCAUGGCCUGCGGGGCGGGGCACCUCCUGCCCUACUUCUACAUCGUGUACAUGACCAUCCUGCUGGUCCACCGCUGCAUCCGGGACGAACACCGCUGCCAGAGCAAGUACGGAAAGGACUGGAAACGCUACACUGACGCCGUGCCCUACAGGCUGCUGCCUGGCAUCUUCUAGCUCAAACACGGAGGGGCUGGCACAGCUAACGGCGUCCUCUGGCCGAAACGGUGCACUUGUGUGACGCUGCAGGGUUGCAGGACUAACGUUGUGUUUUGUCUUAUCUAGGACGUUUAGUUUCUACUGUGCUGAUAUCUUCUGGGAACAGCGUGUGUGUGUUUAUGCACAAGUGUGUGAGUGUGCGGGUGUCAGUAUGUGUUUCAUUCCUGGUGACUUUUAAUACAGUACUACAGUACUGGUAGGGGGCAAGGGAAAUACAGAAGGGUAAUACUUUUGGUUUGGUUUUGGAUUUACCAUACUAACAUGAUAAUUAACUGAUAAUUGCUACAUUAUAUAAGGAGAAAUGUAUAGUCCCUGAAUUUUAGUCCCAAUUUUUAAAUAGGUUAAUAAUACACUUUCAUUAAAUUCUGCUACCCCUGAUAAGACCACCAUAUAAUUAUAUGCAGCAGAGCUUGCCAUAAGCCUCCUCCUAGAGUUUGAAGUUUGUAGUACUUAUCAAAAGUGUUCAUUAACUUAAAACAUACAAUAAAAAAUAUAGAAAUAUCACUCUAGAGUUACUUAUGACCCAAAAUACUGCUCUCCAAAAUGUUAAGGUUCGGAGCUUGCCGUCAACAAAAAAAAACAUUCUGAGGUAUUCAGUGUAUCACAGAAACACUUGCCCAAAUGGAUGUUUUCACAAAAGUAAGACUUUUGUGGCCAAAGCACAUACUAAUGCUGAUGCUGCAUUUAUGAAAAUAAUUCUAAUAACUGCUGCACAAGCAUCUACAUUCUUCAAAAUUCAUCCAUUAAAAAGCAUAGCGUAUUUACAUGGAUAGUUCACCUGUGAGUAAUGAUGUUCAUUGAUUUCUGAUCCACUGAGUGACCUGCCUACUGCCAUAUUGCAGUGAACCUAGUCACUGCAACAAAUGCAGCACAACAUUUCAUUCAAAACUGUUCACAAGUUGCCUGUAUUUUUAGGUGAUCUAAAGUGCUUUACUAUAAACAAGAUUUCUACUUGUAAUAACUAGUUGUAUGUACGCUAUAUUUCUAUGUACAUGUAAUGCUCAGGCUGAACUACAAGAUUUGUCAAUGGGGACUAAUUAAAGAAACAAGCUGGAGAAGAAAAAACAGGGAUCUUGUAAGAAGGGAAGUUGGAAUUCUGUACAAGGGACAUACAGAACUCCUUAAAAGAGACUCCUGUGAUUUCCUGUGAUUUCAGAAAAUCUGUGAAUGCUGUACCAUACCCAACAGUACCAAUGCAAAUCGAUCCGUGAAGAAACUGACAAUUACAUUUUCUGAUAAGCUAUAAUUGUGCAAUAACUACGAUAAAUUGUCCAGUACUAACUAAUUAAUUUGUAUUUAUAGUUCUGUAAGAACUGGGUGGUAAUAUGGAGUGUUACCUGAUGUGAAAAUCACAAAUCCAGUAAUGUCAGUGGUGUCUUAUAUGGCACCUAUUGAGCGUUAUUAAGGGGACCGCACUAGCUUAAACCAUUGGCAUGGUGUUUAUUUCUUUAUUUUUAAUGAACCUUCACUAUUGGUAGACAGGGAAGAGUGCAUUUUUCUUCCUCCAUCUGAACUAGAGAAGAAAUGCAGUAGAAAAUCAAGAAAUAAUUCCCUCUUGAUGAUAAUGUGUGUUUAUCCCUUUUUGAAAUGCACGCCUGUUUUUUUUUCCUCAGAAUGACCUUCCCUGCAGGUGUUCGUGUUAAGAUUUACUCAGUCCGACACACAUGCCUGUGUGUAUGUCUCUGUUUUUGAAAUAAACCAGAGUUUUUGAUCUACAA
This is a messenger RNA of Conger conger (European conger), 3275 nucleotides long. RefSeq names its product 7-dehydrocholesterol reductase (gene dhcr7). Gene Ontology annotation, cellular component: endoplasmic reticulum membrane. Gene Ontology annotation, molecular function: 7-dehydrocholesterol reductase activity. Bases 79 to 1515 code for a protein of 478 amino acids. Lineage: Eukaryota; Metazoa; Chordata; Actinopteri; Anguilliformes; Congridae. The record is from RefSeq and is a predicted model, not a curated record. Gene Ontology annotation, biological process: brassinosteroid biosynthetic process; cholesterol biosynthetic process. The transcript has 8 exons.